This is a messenger RNA of Labrus mixtus (cuckoo wrasse), 3943 nucleotides long. RefSeq names its product anoctamin-1-like. Bases 378 to 3293 code for a protein of 971 amino acids. Gene Ontology annotation, molecular function: chloride channel activity; protein dimerization activity. The record is from RefSeq and is a predicted model, not a curated record. Gene Ontology annotation, biological process: chloride transmembrane transport. NCBI's taxonomy places the organism in Eukaryota, Metazoa, Chordata, Actinopteri, Labriformes, Labridae. The transcript has 25 exons. Gene Ontology annotation, cellular component: plasma membrane.
ACAGCGGCGUAGAGACAGACAGAGUGAGGGAGGGCACCUUGUGUUCAUCAGAGUUUUAUCGUUGUCUAAGUUUAGAUCUUGGCUCACAGACGGCUUCUCAAGUAACAAGGCUGCAGGCUCACUUCUGCGACUCCACAUUGAGACAGAAACAGAGCUCAAGGCAGAGCUUUAAAGGGAGAUGAGAAAAGGCACAAGAAAGUGGCAAGUCAAAGGGAAAUAAGAGAGGAAGAAGAUACUGUCAAAUACAGUAAUGAGACAUUUCAAACAGGAGACACAGAUGUAGAGAGAGGAAGGGCACAAAUCGGACUAUUCUGUGUGGAAAGAAUUCUUCACUACAUCAGUUUAUCUCUGCUGUUUUUACCUGCUGGGACUGGACGAUGACAGAGGAAGCAGAGGUGGCAGAAGACCUCACACCAACCUCAGAGUCAGAGCAACAGGCUCCUCAUUUUCUGCAAGAUGUCAUCUUCCAUGGCAAGUUUAAGCUGCUGAAGGCUCUCACCCCACAGGAGAACUGCCACUCCCAGCAUGGCCUCUUCUUUCAGGAUGGUCAGCGACACGUCGACUACGUCCUCACGUACCCUGUGAAGAAGCCCUCGGGGGGCCGCUCCAUCCGAUCAUCAGCUCACCUUCUCACCAAAAAUGCUGUAGCUCGCAGCCUACGCCGCGGCCCCAAGCGACUUGAAGAACAUCUCAAAAAUCACCAAGCACAAAAACCGAGGGACUCACCAGCAGCAGAUGUGGAGCUAGGCCUUCAUGGAGAGACCCUCAGCAGCCAGGAGGACCACAAGAUGUUCAGGAGAGAGGAGUUUGAGGGGAAACUGAGAGACAUGGGCCUGGAGCUGGAGAAAGAUGAGGAUGCCAAGAUUCCAGGAGUCUGCUUUGUGAAGAUUCACGCUCCCUGGAACGUUCUCUGUCGAGAGGCAGAGUUAAUGAAGCUAAAGAUGCCCACAAAGAAGGUGUAUGAAGUGAAGCAGUCAGGAAGCGUUAUGGAGAAGAUUGGCUCUCUGGUCAGUAAAGUUCUGGAGCCCCUCCACCCUCAAGUGGAAGACCAUCAAUCUAGAAACUUCAAACAUCUGUCACACACGUUCUCCAGAGAAAAAAAGCACUUGUUUGACCUCUCAGACAAAGAUUACUUCUUCGAUAGCAGAACGAGGAGUUCAAUGGUUUAUGAAAUACUUAAAAGAACAAAAUGCAAAGCCAAGUACAGCAUGGGAAUAACCAGUCUGCUGGGCAGUGGUGUUUAUACAGCAGCUUACCCUCUUCAUGAUGGAGACAUUAUUGAAGAGAGUGCAGAGUCCAAUGACAGAAAGCUUUUAUAUGAAGAGUGGGCAAACUACAGUGUCUUCUACAAGUACCAGCCCAUAGGACUUGUCCGGAAGUACUUCGGUGAAAAGAUUGGCUUGUACUUUGCUUGGUUGGGUCUGUACACCCAGAUGCUGAUUCCUGCCUCUCUGGUGGGGGUCAUCGUCUUUUUGUAUGGAUGUGCAUCGGUUGAUGACAACAUACCAAGCAUGGAAAUCUGCCACCCGAAGAACAACAUAACCAUGUGUCCUCUGUGUGACCGGGUGUGCAGCUACUGGAAACUCAGUACUGCCUGUGGGACUGCCCGGGCCAGUCAUCUAUUCGACAACCCUGCCACUGUUUUCUUCUCGAUAUUCAUGGCGCUCUGGGCUGCCAUGUUCAUGGAGCACUGGAAGAGGAGGCAGAUGAGACUGAACCAUGAAUGGGACCUGACUGGGUUUGAAGAUGAAGAGGAAGCUCUCAAGGACCACCCCAGGGCUGAAUAUGAAUUCAGGGUCAUGCAGAAGUCUCUCAGCAAAGAUAAGAAAUCACGGCACAAGAGGGAAAAGCUCACAUGUCAAGACCGCCUCCCUGCCUACAUGACAAACAUUGUCAUGAUGCUUUUAAUGAUUGGUGUGACAUUUGCCAUCGUGUUCGGUGUGAUCCUCUUCCGAAUAUCCACCAAAGCCGCCCUCCAUUUGAGCUCCAAUCCGACCACACGGAACCACGUGCAACUAACGGUUAAAACCACGGCGGCCAUUAUCAACCUGGUGGUCAUCCUAAUUCUGGAUGAGGUGUACGGUGCUGUGGCACGAUGGCUCACUGUAUUAGAGGUUCCUAAAACUGACAAGAGUUUUGAGGAAAGACUCAUCUUCAAGACUUUUAUCCUCAAGUUUUUCAAUGCCUUCACCCCCAUCAUCUACAUAGCUUUCUUCAGGGGAAGACUGGUGGGCAGACCAGGAAGCUACUUAUAUGUGUUUGAAUCCUACAGAAUGGAAGAGUGUGCCCAUGGUGGCUGUCUGAUGGAGCUGUGUAUCCAACUGAGUAUCACCAUGUUGGGAAAGCAGCUGAUUCAGAACAACCUUUUUGAGAUUGGGAUACCCAAGCUAAAGAAGCUGAUUCGUUACAUCCGGUCAAAGCGAGGGGCUUUUCAGGAAGAGGAAAGACAGAAGAGGCUGCAGAGAUACGAAGCCGACCACUUCCUGGAACCAUUUGCUGGAUUAACACCGGAGUAUAUGGAAAUGAUCAUCCAGUUUGGUUUUGUCACAUUGUUUGUGGCAUCCUUCCCUCUGGCUCCACUCUUUGCUCUGCUCAACAACAUCAUUGAAAUACGACUGGAUGCCAAGAAAUUUGUUGCAGAGUUGAGAAGACCAGUAGCAGCAAGAGCCAAAGACAUUGGUAUAUGGUACAACAUCCUCAGAGGGGUAGCAAAGGUGGCCGUCAUCAUCAAUGCAUUUGUCAUCUCCUUCACCUCAGACUUCAUCCCUCGGAUGGUCUACCAGUACAUGUACAGCCCUGAUGGCUCCAUGCAUGGAUUUGUCAACCAUACGCUGUCCUAUUUUAAUGUCAGCCACUUCCAGGAAGGCAAAGAAACCAUGGAUCCAAUGCACCUUGGGUAUCCCGUAGAGAUCUGCAGGUAUAAGGACUACAGAGAACCUCCUUGGUCCACCACUCCAUAUGAGAUCUCCAAGGAAUUCUGGGCCGUGCUGGCUGUGCGACUGGCCUUUGUCAUUGUUUUCCAGAACGUUGUGAUGCUGAUGAGCGACGUUGUGGACUGGCUUAUUCCCGACAUCCCUAAAGACAUCAGCCUUCAGAUCCAUAAGGAGAAGAUUUUACUGGUGGACCUCUUCAUGAAAGAGGAGCAAGGCAAAAUCCACAACAACCUGGAGAGCAAGGCCUCAACAGAGGGCAAAGAGAACUGCAGCAGCAGUAGCAACAACAACAACAACAACAGCAGCACAACUGUCCACCAGCGCUCCGGACUGCACAACAACAGCACGAAAAGCCUCUAAUGCGAGUCACCAAGAAUUCUUAGUUCAGUCUUAGUUAGUGUUUCAGUUAGAUUCUGUGGUUUUGUUCUUGUUCAGAUCAUUCCGACAAUUGGGAGAGCAGCUGUCUGUUAACAUGUGAAGAAAGUGAAUGUAUGAGGUCAAAUACGUUACCAGUGUGUGUGGAGAGUUGUCUUGAUGUACCUCUUUCUGCAUACUCUCUAUGAAUGUGCACAGGAAUCUUUAUGUGUACACAAAUGUAUAAAUGGGCACACACAUUUCAGAUUAGUAGAGUAAUGCAUGCUCAAACCUCUUUAUAUGCAUAAUGAUUUGUACAUUGUAUAAGAAUCUGAAGAUGUAUACUCAAAAAAACUCAGCGUAAACUGCUUUUUAUUCGAGAGUUCAAAGUGCAAAAGUAAUAUUUACUCAGUUGCAAAAUCUGAAUUUCUCUGUGUACUAGUCUACAUAAUUCAGUAGAGGAGUGCUAAAGAACUUUUUUUUCUGUUUCUGAACAUACAGUAUUUUUUUUUUGUUGAAGGCAGUUUUGAAACUGGAAGUUUGUGUUUCAGCUUGUAUGAGGCUACGUAAAGUCACAAGACGUUGUUGUAUUACUGCUUUUCUAUGUUGUGUUCUGAGCUGAAAACUCUGGUAAAGAUAUGAUAUGCAUCUUUAAA